Molecule: messenger RNA, 471 nt
Organism: Miscanthus lutarioriparius
Lineage: Eukaryota; Viridiplantae; Streptophyta; Magnoliopsida; Poales; Poaceae
Source: the annotation of a GenBank genome assembly
AUGCCAGCCUGCCGGGCGGUGUCACCAGGUCGCCACUCGGCCAGUGCGGCUGCGGCCAGGCAAAGGCGGGCGCCGAGCAGCAGGAGGGCGGCGCUGCCUGGGCAUGCGGCGCGGCUUCGCGAGACAGGAGCAGAUCGAGAGCCGGAUGCCGUACCGCCAGGAAGGCCUGGCUGCGGUACCGCUACUAAUGCACUUCGAAGAACAGCUACAUUUGAGGGACCACAGCCUGCAAGGCCACAUCCACCGCCGCAGGCGUUCCACGACGACCAUCGGUUCGCGGAGGAGGAGGGCAAGCAGGUGGCACCCUGCGCGUCCUCGCCCGGCGGCGCGCCUCACCGGCCUUGCCGCAUCCCCGCCUUGCGACGCCUCUGCCGCGGCCUCGCCUUGCCCAGCGGCGGCCGGCGUGGCCUCGACGGCUCCGCCGGGCUUGCUCCUCCAGCGACAGGGAAUUGCUCCUCCAAUGCCAUGUAA